Rosa rugosa (rugosa rose) is the source of this 3223-nucleotide messenger RNA. Its product is annotated as receptor-like protein EIX1. The record is from RefSeq and is a predicted model, not a curated record. Lineage: Eukaryota; Viridiplantae; Streptophyta; Magnoliopsida; Rosales; Rosaceae. The coding region runs from base 251 to 3181 and encodes 976 amino acids. The transcript has a single exon. Gene Ontology annotation, molecular function: protein binding.
CCCCGGUAAUUUCACCCUUGGGCAAUCACGUGUUAGAAAAUGGUGUCCAUUUUAUAUGGUGAAUGUCGGUAUGAAUGAUUUGGAAGUUUUGUAAUCACCUGUUAGAAAAUGGUGAAUGUCCCUGAAUUCUCAUCUCUUUUUUCCACCAUGACUUGCCUUGGUUCUUUAUAUAUAGGCCUCUUUUAUAUAUUGCAAAGAUAUCUUUCUAGUCUGUAUACAUCCCAUUGCAUAUCAUAAUAACUCAAGAAGCAUGGGACACAGUACUCCUUCGUUCUUACUUCUUUCACUUAUACUACUGUCAGGAACAGUUGCACUUUCUUUCUGCAAUGCAGAUCCUAAUGUGGGUUGCAUGGAUAUCGAGAGGAAAGCCCUUCUGAAGCUUAGAGAGGGCCUCACUGAUCCUUCAGACCGGCUUUCGUCUUGGGUUGGAGUAGAUUGCUGCAAAUGGAGAGGUAUAGGCUGCAACGAGACAACUGGACGUGUGGACAGCCUUAAUCUUCACAACCCUUAUGCAGAUGGUUGGGAGAGUGAUGAUGGAACACUCCAUGCUUUAGGUGGUGAGAUCAAUCCUUCUUUGCUUGUUUUGAAAGAUUUGCUUUACUUGGAUUUGAGCAUGAAUAACUUCGGAGGUCUAGAACUUCCAAGUUUCAUUGGAUCACUAGAAAAAAUGAAAUACCUCAAUCUAUCUGGUGCAUCUUUUGGUGGAGUAAUUCCCGCCAAUCUUGGAAACCUUUCAAAAUUGCUUCAUCUUGAUCUCAGUAAUAAUGCUAUUGAGAGUGAUCUCAGAUGGCUUCCCAGUCUUUCUUCCUUACAGUUUCUUCACUUGGGAGGAGCAGACCUUACCAAGGCUGCACCAUAUUGGCUUCCCACUGUUAAUAUGCUCCCUUCACUUCUUGAAUUGCAUUUGCCUGGUUGUGGAUUUUCCAUCCUUCCUCCUACUCUUCCUCAUAUCAAUUUCACAUCACUUUCGGUCCUUGACCUAUCUGCCAAUGAUUUCAACUCCACACUUUCUCCCUGGUUGUUCAAUCUGACUCAACUAGUCAAUCUUGAUCUAAGUUCGAACAAUCUGAAUGGAGAACUUCCAGAAACACUAGGGAGUUUGACUCAUUUGAAGAACCUUGAUUUGUCAGAGAAUUCAGAUAUUGGAGGUCAGUUGCCGAGAAACUUGGGGAUGCUAUGCAAUUUGCAGUCUCUUAAACUUUCAAUCAACAAAGUUACUGGUGAGAUAACCGAGUUCAUUGAUAGUAUGUCUAGAUGCACAAACAGCAGCUUAGAGAGGUUGGAUGUAGGUUUUAACAGUCUCACAGGAAAUUUGCCUAAUUCAUUGGGACUUCUUAAGAAGUUAAGAUUCCUCAAGUUGUGGCACAACUCAUUUCAGGGUUCAAUCCCAGAAUCUAUUGGAAACUUGACAUCUUUGGAGGACUUUUACCUUGCACAGAAUAAAAUGAGUGGAGUCAUCCCAGAAAGUUUUGGGCAGCUCUCAUCACUCGUUGCUGUAGAUAUGUCUGAAAAUACAUGGGAAGGUGUUGUAACAGAAGCUCAUUUUCUGAAACUUCGAAGCUUAAAAGAGGUGUCAAUCCAGAAAGCCUCCCCAAACAUUUCCCUAGUUAUCAACAUUAGUUCUAAAUGGAUGCCUCCAUUUAAAUUGAGAUACUUGUACCUUAGAUCAUGUCAAGUGGGUCCCAAAUUUCCUACAUGGCUUAGGAAUCAGACUGAGCUGGUCACUGUGGUCCUGAAUAAUGCUAGGAUUGCAGAUACCAUACCUGAUUGGUUUUGGCUGUUGGAUUUGGUAUUAGAUGAACUAAAUCUCGCUUACAAUCAACUAAGAGGCAAAGUGCCUAACUCGUUAAGGUUUAGCUAUCCAGCUAAUGCUGCUUUCAGUUCGAACCUGUUUAAGGGCCCCCUCCCACUCUGGUCACCUAACAUUACAACACUCUACCUCAGGGAUAAUCAGUUUUCAGGGCCAAUUCCUUCAAACAUUGGUGACGUGAUGCCCUCCUUGACUGAUUUAGACAUAUCAAGGAACGGUUUGAGUGGAAGCAUUCCCCUGUCUUUAGGUAAUCUAAGCCUGUUGACGACCAUGGUUCUCUCAAAUAAUUAUUUGUCUGGUGAAAUUCCUCAUUUCUGGAACAGUAUACCAGACUUGUAUAUUGUAGAUAUGUCAAACAACAGUCUCUCUGGUACAAUUCCAAGAUCCAUGGAUUCUCUUAUUUCACUAAGAUACUUGAUACUCUCUAGUAACAACUUGUCAGGCGAAGUUCCUUCACUGAGAAACUGCACUGGCAUGAAGAGUCUUGAUCUUGGGGAUAAUAAGUUCUUUGGAAACAUUCCGGCGUGGAUAGGAGAAAGCAUGCUCUCUUUAUUGAUUUUACGCUUGAGUUCCAACUCAUUCACCGGAAGCAUUCCUUCACAGUUGUGUGGCCUUUCCAGUCUUCACAUAUUGGACGUCUCACACAAUAAUCUUUCUGGUCAUAUUCCCCACUGUGUUGGUAAUUUGAGUGGCUUGAAAACAUCUGUAAUCUCAGAUACAGAUACAUCAUACCUUUACCAGGGAAAACUGAAGGUAGUUGCAAAAGGAAGAGUGCAGGACUUCGAUUCCACUCUUUAUCUUGUUAAUAGCCUAGAUCUCUCAAGCAAUAACUUAUCAGGUGAGAUGCCGAGGGAGCUAACAAGCCUAAUAAAGUUGUGGACCUUGAAUUUAUCCAUGAAUCAUCUAACAGGAGUAAUUCCAUCAAGGAUUGGGAGCAUGGAGUUGAUAGAAACUCUUGAUUUGUCAAUAAACCAGCUUUCAGGUUCCAUUCCACCGAGUAUGGUUUCAUUGACAUUCUUGAGUCAUCUAAACCUCUCAUACAACAACUUGUCUGGAAAAAUCCCAACAGGCAACCAGUUUAACAGCCUGGUUGAUCCAUCAAUAUAUGAAGGCAAUGCCGCUCUUUGUGGUUAUCCGUUGCCUGAUUGCCCAGUCAAUGGCAGAACACUUCAGGGUCCAAGUGGACGUGGAGAGGACAAUGGCUUUGAAAUGUUGGGGUUCAUCAUUAGCAUGGUGAUCGGUUUUGUUAUAGGGUUCUGGGGAGUUUGUGGCAGUUUGGUCAUCAGCAAGUCUUGGAGGAAAAUAUAUUUCCACUUCACUGAUAAAAUGAUCGUUGCUUGUAUACGGAAAUAUCAGAGACAGGAAAUUUAAGUAGUUUUACUUGAAACUUUUUUUGUUUUUGGUCAUUCAGGA